AUGGGGCAGUAUCCAUCAAAGCCGGAAGUCGUUGACGAAAAAGAGGCCAUGGUUCGUCGCAUGCGCCGCCUGAGCCUCGACAAACCUGACUACGUCUUCGUCCAAAAUGAGCUGCACCCAGCGCCGCCCCCGUACGAGAAUGGCGACCGAAUCAAUACUCUUUCCUUGGACCAGACAAAGCGCUGGGAGCAGAAACUUCUGUCCUCGCCAAGGAACCGCCUCGCGAUUUCUGCGCUGAGCAACAACCCGAUAUCGAGUAUCUUGACCAACCAGGAUGCAACCAUUACCGACAGCCAAGUCUUCAACAUCAAGAUCCCCUUCGAAGGUGCUCCCAUCACCAACCAGCGUUCUUCGGGCCGAUGCUGGCUAUUCGCUGCCACCAAUGUGUUCCGUGUGGCUAUCAUGAAGAAAUACAACCUGAAGGAGUUCGAACUCAGCCAGUCGUAUCUGUUCUACUGGGACAAGAUUGAGAAGGCAAACUGGUUCCUGGAGAAUGCAGUUGAUACCGCCAACGAAGAACUUGAAGGCCGUCUGGUCAAGGAGCUCUUUUCCCAGCCCGUGGGAGAUGGUGGCCAAUGGGACUUUGUUGCUAACCUUGUCAAGAAAUACGGUCUCGUGCCGCAAGUGUUGUAUCCUGACUCGUACAACGCCAAGAACAGCGGCAAGAUGGACUCGUUGAUCACCACCAAAUUGCGAGAGCAGGCGUUGACCCUGCGCAAACUGGCUACCACUGGAAAGGGUCACUUGAUCGAGCAGUACAAGCAAAACUCUCUACAGGAAAUCCAUACUAUUCUUACCAUCAUGCUGGGACCGCCUCCAAGCCCGGAGAAGGAAUUCACUUGGACCUUCUACGACGCGAAUGAGAAAUACACCAAGGUUACUGCGAAGCCCACGCAGUUUGCUUCUGCCUUGUCGGAAAAGCACACGGUUCGUGCAUGUGGUGGAGCAGACGUUAACCAACUUUUUAGUCUGGUGCACGACCCUCGCAACGAAUUCAACCGUUUGAUGACCGUGGACCGUCUUGGAAACGUUGUGGGUGGCCUCCCCGUUCGAUACAUCAAUUUGGAAAUGGACACCAUCAAAGCCGCCGCAAUUUCCAUGCUCCGCGCUGGAAUUCCAGUUUUCUUCGGCUGCGAUGUCGGCAAAUUCUCUGACUCGGCCGCUGGAAUUAUGGACAUCGAUCUCUAUGACUUUGAUCUUGGAUUCAACAUUAAACUUGGGUUGACAAAAGAGCAACGCCUGAAGACCGGCGAGUCUGCCAUGACCCACGCCAUGGUUCUGACAGCCGUACACAUUGAGGGUGGAAAGCCGGUCCGAUGGAGAGUGCAGAACUCGUGGGGUGACGGUGCCGGGGACAAGGGCUGGUUCGUGAUGACGGACAAAUGGAUGGAUGAGUUUGUCUACCAAGUCGUGGCUGACCCACGCUUUGUGAGCCAAGAAACGCGGGAUAUUCUGAAGCAAACUCCAAUUGUCCUGCCGUUGUGGGAUCCCAUUGGCGCGUUGGCCUGA
Talaromyces rugulosus is the source of this 1509-nucleotide messenger RNA. RefSeq lists its product as uncharacterized. The transcript is spliced from 4 exons. Gene Ontology annotation, biological process: proteolysis; response to toxic substance; L-homocysteine catabolic process. NCBI's taxonomy places the organism in Eukaryota, Fungi, Ascomycota, Eurotiomycetes, Eurotiales, Trichocomaceae. Gene Ontology annotation, molecular function: cysteine-type aminopeptidase activity. Bases 1 to 1509 code for a protein of 502 amino acids. Gene Ontology annotation, cellular component: cytoplasm. The record is from RefSeq and is a predicted model, not a curated record.